Ilex paraguariensis (yerba mate) is the source of this 2137-nucleotide messenger RNA. NCBI's taxonomy places the organism in Eukaryota, Viridiplantae, Streptophyta, Magnoliopsida, Aquifoliales, Aquifoliaceae. The record is from the annotation of a GenBank genome assembly.
GAGAGAGAGAAUGUGUAUAUAUAUGAUGCAUUGCUUCUCAUCUUUCCCAAUAUAACCAUCAAUAUAUUUCUCGUUAAACUCGCUCCACAUGGAGAGCUCGGCAACAGAAUUCAGCACUUCACUCCACCUCUCUGAAGUUUACAAAUUUGCCUCAGAAGAUACAGCAGAAUCAUUGGAAUUCUUUUGUAACUUCUGGAGAAAUGAAGGCGCAGUACCAAUUCACCAACGCGGCGACACAAUCCUCCACCUUCUGGCCAUCAAAGGGAAUGUGGCUGCCUUGGGAAACCUACUUCUGGCAGACCACCUCCUCGACGAAAUGCUCCUGAUAAAGAAUGCCAGCGGCAACACUGCGCUGCAUGAAGCUGCGAGGUCUGGUCAGAAGGUUGUGGCGGAGAUCAUGGUCACGAAGAAGCCAGAUUUAGUUUUCCAGCGGAAUGAUUUGAACGAGACGCCUCUUUACCUUGCUGCUGCGUUUGGAAAGAUUGAAGUAUUCACACUUCUGGAAAGCUACAAUAGCGAUUGCAGGAUAAGGAGGCAUGAUGGCUUCACCAUUCUUCAUGCUGCCAUUGAGGGAGAACGUUACAGUUUGGCUAUUCGCAUCUUGGAAUCGUACCCUGAUCUUGCUGACAAACAUGAUGAAAACGGUAUGACUGCUUUGAAUUUGUUGGCCACAAUGCCAUCUUCUUUCAAAAGCAAGUCAUCAUAUGUGUUGCAGGAUCUGAACAGGAAACCCUUCAUUCCUUUGCAGAUGCUUGAAGUUGUGGUCUACAAGUGUAUUAAAACAAGGAUUGACGACAAAGUUUCGGAGUCACAUGUGGCUGGUAAUGUAGAGGAUCCAGCAGCUGAUAACAAAGCUCGUAUCUCAAAAGUAGAAAUGCCAUUUUUCAUCAGAGUUAUCAUAGGUCACUGGUUUUUCGGAAAAAUUUACAAUGCAAAGCAAAAGCACGAAUUUGUGGAUAAACUGGCACAUAAAUUGAUAGAAAAGGAAGAUUGGAGCCAUUACAUUAAGUACGAAAGUAUAGAUCCCGAAGUGAGCUCAUUUGGGAUUUCGUCAAGGAAGAAGAAUAAGGUACCCGACCCGCUCAUACAAGCAACAAGGUUCGGAAUUCUAGAGUUGGUAAUGGCAAUCCUCAAAAAAUAUCCCCAGGCUGCAUACUCCAUCGACGAUAAUGGAAGGAAUAUAUUGCAUAUAACGGUGGAGCAGAAACAUAGAUUUGUUUAUGAAUACUUGAUGCGUUCGUUAGAUUAUAAAGAUAGGAUGUUGGCAGAUAUUGAUAACAGAGGGAACAGCAUCUUGCACCUCGCAUCGUGUGUCCAAAAUCCUGCUACUUCUCAUCCUAGAAUCACAGACGUUGCUAGUCAAUGCAGAGUCAAUAAUGAUUUCAGAAAGAAGCGGGGAAGUGUCCCAUUGAUACACCAGAUGAGUUGGGAUGUGCUUUGGUUCAAGCAAGUAGAGCAUGACACUUACCCACACUUAAGGCAUGUUCGAAACAUGGAUGGAAUGACAGCAGAGGAACUAUUUGAAGAAAAUUACUCAUCUGUUCGAGAAGAAGCAGAGAAAGCAGCAAAGGAGGCGAGUGGUAACCUCAUAAUCGUCACCAUCCUCAUCGCAACACUUAACUUCGCAGCACUUUUCACCGUCCCCGGUGGCUUCAAUCAGGAUACCGGGGACCCCAUGCUCCUCUCUAAUCAUCGACAGGAAAUGCAGUUCUUCAUGGCUUACGUAGGGUUAUCUCUGUCAUUCGCCUUGUUCUCCUUGGCAAACAUCCUGCUAAUCCAACUAUCGCGAUUCGACACCAAUGAUUUUCACAUUUCAAUUCCAACAAAAUUCAUAUUUUCCUCCCUCGCCCUUAUGUACUCCGCCGGCUUGUCCGGCACCGCAUAUUGCCAAGGCUAUAUACUUGAGGGCCAGCCAGAAACCUUCUUAGCCACCGUUACGAUUUUCUGCUUGUUCGUUGGGUGGUAUGUGUUGGCCCUCUUAAUGGUAGACACCACGGCCUCAGUUUUCGAUUACAUGUACUAUGCACUUCUCCAUUUGAUUGCUUAUAAAAGUAGGGGCAUAUAGAAUUUGAUUAUUGAGAUUUGUAUUGUAUAAUAUAAUCUUUGUACUCAAGAGAAUUACAACAAAUGAAUUAAG